Anisakis simplex (herring worm) is the source of this 327-nucleotide messenger RNA. Lineage: Eukaryota; Metazoa; Nematoda; Chromadorea; Rhabditida; Anisakidae. The record is from the annotation of a GenBank genome assembly.
AUGGUCAUAAAUCAUCAGCAAACUUAUUUCAAUGUUUCAUAUUUGAGAUGUGCAUUCAUCAAGGAGAGAUUUCAUUUCAAUGAUUCUCCACUCUCUGAUGAGGAAAAAGACUUCCCUUUAGCGUACGGAAUAUUGGUUCAUCGAUGGUACAUACAAGUAUACUAUUUGUUAAGUGCUAUCUAUCAUCCACAAAACGCCUAUUGUAUUGUAAUCGAUAAUAAGACUUCAAGAAAAUUCAAGCAAACAAUAUUCCUGUUAGGCGAAUGCUUUCGAAACGUUCAAGUCAUUGUGAGUGAGGGAAUUUGCUUUUUGUUUUCCAUUGAUUGA